AUGUUGUUGCUUACUAUCUACUAUGAAAGCAAUUGUCCUGACAGUAAGGCCUUUAUAUUGAAGCAGUUACAACCAGCUCUACAUCUACUUCACGAAUAUUUAUCAUUAAAAUUGGUACCAUUUGGAAAAUCUAGAAGUAUAAACUACGGUGAUGAUGGCUUUGAAUGUCAACACGGAUCUGCCGAAUGUUUAGGGAAUAUGGUCCAAGAUUGCAGCUUACAUUAUCUUAAGGCGCAAAGUGAUAAAAAGAAAUUAGCUUAUGUCGCCUGUGAGAUGGCAACGGAAGCAGGUUCAAACGGCAAAUUUGAUUGUAUAGAAAAAGCUGGUCUUCCAAAUGAAGGAAUUGAACAAUGCGUUUCUUCUGGGCAAGGAACAAUGUUGCAGUUGGAAUCAGAAUACUACACCAGCUUAGUGCACCUUAAUUUCGUGCCUACUGUUACUAUUGACGGAGUAUUUGACCAACACAUCCAAGAUUCAGCUCAGGAAGACCUAAUCGGAACUCUAUGCUCUAUACUUAUGGUGACCCCACCGUGCGCGCGACACUAUAAUUACAUAGCGUUACGCAACCUUUUAUAUAAAAAAUCA
Messenger RNA from Brenthis ino (lesser marbled fritillary), 585 nucleotides. The record is from the annotation of a GenBank genome assembly. Lineage: Eukaryota; Metazoa; Arthropoda; Insecta; Lepidoptera; Nymphalidae.